AUGUCUUACGGCGGCGGUGGUGGUUAUCAGCGCGGCGGUGAUUCCUACCGUUCCCGCAACGGCGGCGGCGGUGGUGGUUAUGAAAAUGGUCACUCCAACGGAGGUGGUGGCUACGGCGGCGGCGGUGGCGGCGGCUACGGUGGUGGCCGCGGUGGUGGUUUCGGCGGAGGUGGUGGUGGUUUCGGCGGCGGCGCCGGUGGUGAUCGCAUGUCCAACCUCGGCGCUGGCCUGAAGAAGCAAGACUGGGACAUGGACACUCUCCCCAAGUUCGAUAAGUCCUUCUAUAAGGAGCACGCUGAUGUUGCUGCUCGCUCUGAUGCCGAGGUUGCGGAGUACCGCAAGGCCCAGGAUAUGGCUGUUCAAGGCCGCAAUGUCCCUCGCCCCGUCGAGACCUUCGACGAGGCUGGUUUCCCUACCUACGUCCUGACUGAGGUCAAGUCUCAGGGAUUCGAGCGCCCUACCGCUAUUCAAUCUCAAGGUUGGCCUAUGGCCCUUUCCGGUCGUGAUGUCGUCGGUAUUGCGGAGACUGGUUCCGGAAAGACCCUUACCUACUGUCUUCCCGCUAUUGUUCACAUCAACGCUCAGCCUCUCCUCGCCCCUGGCGAUGGUCCCAUCGUCCUGGUUCUGGCUCCUACCCGUGAGCUUGCUGUUCAGAUUCAGACUGAGAUCACCAAGUUCGGCAAGUCUUCCCGCAUUCGCAACACCUGUGUCUACGGUGGUGUCCCCAAGGGUCCUCAAAUUCGUGACCUCUCUCGUGGUGUUGAGGUGUGCAUUGCCACUCCUGGUCGUCUGAUUGAUAUGCUGGAGGCUGGUCGCACUAACCUCCGCCGUGUCACCUACCUUGUUCUCGACGAGGCUGAUCGCAUGCUGGACAUGGGUUUCGAGCCUCAAAUUCGCAAGAUUAUCGGCCAGAUUCGCCCUGACCGUCAGACUUGCAUGUGGUCCGCUACAUGGCCCAAGGAGGUCCGCCAGCUGGCCUCUGACUUCCUCAAUGAGUACAUUCAGGUCAACAUUGGUUCCACCGACCUGUCUGCCAACCACCGUAUUCACCAAAUCGUCGAGGUUAUGUCCGACUUCGAGAAGCGUGACCGUAUGAUUAAGCACAUGGAGAAGAUCAUGGAGGACCGCUCCAACAAGAUCCUCAUCUUCACUGGCACCAAGCGUGUUGCCGACGAGAUUACCCGUUUCCUCCGCCAAGACGGAUGGCCCGCACUUUCCAUCCACGGUGACAAGCAACAAAACGAGCGUGACUGGGUUCUGAACGAGUUCAAGCAGGGCAAGAGCCCAAUCAUGGUGGCCACUGAUGUGGCUUCUCGUGGUAUCGAUGUGCGCGACAUUACUCACGUGCUCAACUACGACUACCCCAACAACUCGGAGGACUAUGUCCACCGUAUUGGUCGUACUGCUCGUGCUGGUGCCAAGGGUACCGCCAUCACCUUCUUUACCACUGACAACUCUAAGCAGGCUCGUGACUUGGUCACCAUUCUCACCGAGGCAAAGCAACAGAUCGAUCCUCGUCUGGCCGAGAUGGUCCGCUACUCCGGCGGCGGCGGUGGCGGUCGCUGGGGCGGUGGCCGUGGCCGUGGUGGCUGGGGUGGUCGUGGUCGUGGUGGUGGCGGCGGCGGCGGCGGUGGUUACACUGCUUCUAACGCUGCUCCUGUUGCCGGCAACCGCCGCUGGUAG
Messenger RNA from Penicillium angulare, 1683 nucleotides. Its product is annotated as DEAD-box ATP-dependent RNA helicase DBP2. Gene Ontology annotation, cellular component: cytoplasm; nucleus; ribonucleoprotein complex. NCBI's taxonomy places the organism in Eukaryota, Fungi, Ascomycota, Eurotiomycetes, Eurotiales, Aspergillaceae. The transcript is spliced from 6 exons. Bases 1 to 1683 code for a protein of 560 amino acids. The record is from RefSeq and is a predicted model, not a curated record. Gene Ontology annotation, biological process: rRNA processing. Gene Ontology annotation, molecular function: RNA binding; RNA helicase activity; ATP binding.